Labeo rohita (rohu) is the source of this 1528-nucleotide messenger RNA. It is a transcript of the gene henmt1, whose product is annotated as HEN methyltransferase 1. Bases 299 to 1483 code for a protein of 394 amino acids. Gene Ontology annotation, cellular component: cytoplasm; nucleus. The record is from RefSeq and is a predicted model, not a curated record. The transcript is spliced from 6 exons. Lineage: Eukaryota; Metazoa; Chordata; Actinopteri; Cypriniformes; Cyprinidae. Gene Ontology annotation, biological process: RNA methylation; siRNA processing; piRNA processing. Gene Ontology annotation, molecular function: O-methyltransferase activity; RNA methyltransferase activity.
GCUAGACAGGUGAGUUUGAUUAGGAGCUAAACUGGGCCUUCAGGAGCGAAGUUGACCAUCCCUGUCUUAAUAUAACUAUAUAAUAUGUUUUAAUGAUUUAUUGCAUAAUUUUUACUAAAAUAUUUUUACAUGAACACCCAGUUCCAGUAACGUAACCUUUUACACUUGUCUUUAACGACUAAAGAUUUAAUGUGUUUUUGAGUAAACAAGCAUUCACGCAGCUGAGCUGAAGGUUUCACCCCGAGCAUGUGUUUAAUGAGGACCGGACAGCCGAGCAGACCUGACCGAGACACUCACCAUGACCACACCGUUUUCUCCUCCGCUCUAUAUGCAGCGAUAUCAGUUUGUUAUCGACUACGUGAAAACCUACCGACCUAAAAAGGUCAUCGAUUUCGGAUGCGCAGGAUGUUGCUUGCUAAAAAAGCUGAAGUUUCAUCGCAACGGUAUACAGUUAUUAGUGGGAGUUGAUAUCAACAGCGUCGUCCUCUUGAAGAGAAUGCAUACGUUGGCUCCACUUGUAAGUGAUUAUCUACAGCCAAGUGAUGGGCCUUUGACCAUUGAGUUGUACCAAGGCUCUGUCACGGAAAGGGAGCCCUGCACCAGAGGAUUUGAUCUUCUGACAUGUGUUGAGUUAAUUGAACACCUGGAGCUUGCGGAGGUGGAGAGGUUUACAGAGGUGGUGUUCGGGUAUAUGGCACCAGGUGCUGUCAUCGUCACCACACCCAAUGCAGAGUUCAACCCGCUGCUGCCGGGCCUGAGAGGCUUUAGAAACUACGACCAUAAGUUUGAAUGGACCAGAGCAGAGUUUCAGACUUGGGCUAACCGGGUCUGUCAAGAAUAUGGUUACUCCGUGCACUUCACUGGAGUUGGUGAAGCUGUUGGCCACUGGAGAGACGUGGGAUUCUGCACCCAAAUCGCAGUGUUCCAGAGGAUAAAUCAGGCCGUGAGCAAUGCUGAACUCUUGGAGCCCUCUGUGUACAGACUGGUGUACAAAGUGGUUUAUCCCAGCUUGUCUGACAACAACAUCUACCAGAGAACUUUAGUCAAUGAGGUCCUAUAUGAAGCACAACACCUGAGACAGGAAUGGCUGAGGAAAAUGAACAUGGACUCCAACAAUAAUGCACACUUCUAUGCUCCUCCAUUGAUGGACGUAUUCCAUCAUGGGGUCGAAGUCGAUGCACGUUACUGGCAGCCGGUUUACCAGCAGGGCGGCACCGUUUGCGUUCCUUUGGCACGCGUGUGGUCGAGUCCCAGAGUGAGAGCUCUGUGUGGAAGCCUGCAGCGCCUCAGGGAGGAACUGGUGGUGGAUGCGCGGGUGAGGAUGAGCGCUGAUGGAACGGUGCUAAACCUGCCUGUCUAUGAUGAGGAGGAGGAGGCGGAGGAAGAAAAAGAUGAAGAAGAGAAUGUGAAAACGGUGUCAGGUAUUGGAAACAACAUGGAGGAGGACUGGGAUCGGGACCUUGGGAGUUACGAAAGCGUUUAACGGGUCUAGAAAGCUCUGUAAACAGAAUAAAGAAAGCAAGCUGCA